Molecule: messenger RNA, 3130 nt
Organism: Phyllotreta striolata
Lineage: Eukaryota; Metazoa; Arthropoda; Insecta; Coleoptera; Chrysomelidae
Source: the annotation of a GenBank genome assembly
CUGGCAUAUCGCGAUUAUCCUUUAUCCUUGUUCCUGCAGGAAAAAGGAAUUACAGUAAGUCGCUGUAAACGCUUGCGUCAAUUCCUAUCAGCUGUUUGGAAACAAGAGCGUAAUGAGAUUUGAGCGAAAUCAACCCCCAAUAGCGCUUGGAUGCUGCGAAGGGUUGAAUGUACAAAUAUAAUACGGGCUGUUAGAUGAGGUGGAUUCGCUGAGUAUCGCCGCUUCGCAGCGUUGUGAUGUAUUUGAUACUGGUAUUGUCAAUUUAUGUAAAGUGUCGGUGUAUUUGUGAUGCGCUUGUUGACCAAAAUUUUCGCGAUUUUCGUUGCUUCGGAAGCCGCUUUACCAACCACCCGGGCCAAAUUACCGCGAGAUGAGUUCUCUUUCGACUCGUGUUCCCCGCCGCAAUUGGCGUUAAAUGGAUCGGAAACUGAAGCCGGCGAAACCAGAAUCAGGAAAGAAUUCAAUCACGUGCGAGAGGUGAAAUUUUCCGGCUCGAUCGGACCACUCGGGGAGCAAAGGCUGUGCAAAAUCAAAUGCAUCGCCGGGCAAUGGGUAGGACCUUUGUGCAUAGACCAACAGGAUAAUGGAAGGUUUCAACCGUUGUUUAGGAAUUGCAAGUUGGAGUACAUCAAUCCUCAUUUGUUGGUAACCUUUCGGAAUGUUUCUAUACUGAAUCCUGGGGUAACCUUUCCUCAUGGUGCUAAAUUACAUACAAGAUGCAAAGAACUAGGGCUGUACAAAUUAUUGGGCACCGCAACUCCUCAAUGCCAAAAUGGCCAGUGGUCUUCCAGACUUCCUUCUUGUGUACCGACUACACUGUUAACAAAUUUCACAGAGGACGCACCUCCAUCGAUAUUAAUCAGAAUCCCCUCGGGUUCUGCAUCGACGGAACCCGGUGGAGAACUGGCCGUCUUUCCGGGAUCCACGCUCCAUUUCGAGUGCAUGUUCUCCCGGAGGGUGGGUUCUCCCGAUUGGACGUGGACCUCACCUUUAGGCCAGUACCUCACCGGUUGGGCCAUCGCUGCCGAAGAAAGAGACUGGAAAUACAGAUUAUCCAUAUACUACGCCAAAUCUCAAGACACCGGCACUUUCACGUGCGCCACACCAAGGGGAAUCACGAACAGCAUAAUGCUUGUGGUAACAGCCAUUCAUUGCGAACCGAUUUCCGUGACUAGAAUGCACUUGAGCGUUAGAGUCGAGGGCACGAGGUUGGGACACAAGGCGAUAUUCCAAUGUCCCAUGGGGUUCGUGUUAUCGGGCGAAGCUAACCUAACCUGCCAAGCUUCAGGUAAAUGGUCGGCUCCGGUUCCGAAGUGCGAGCUGGUGAAAUGUCCGCCGUUGGAUACGCCCGAGAACCUGGGCGAACCGCACCUGCAGCUGGAAGAGCACAACAACAGCUACGGCGGACGGUCGGUGUUCAGCUGCGCGUGGGGCUACAAGUUGCAGGGACCUCCUGGGAUCGAGUGCGAGCUCAGCGGCAACUGGUCCGGUCCUUUGCCAGUUUGUAUCCCGAUUCAAUGUCCGCCGCCGGUGCUGCCGCUGAACGGUCAUCUGAUCCAAUCCGAAGCUCCUGGAAUGGAUGGUGGGAGAUACGCAGUGGGGAGUUUGGUACAGUUUGCUUGUGCUGGGGCUCAUCACCUCGAAGGGGAGGCUAGUAUUAUUUGUACAGAGACGGGGUUUUGGUCGCAUCCGCCGCCGUUUUGUCGGGUGAAGUGUUCGUACAUCGGAGAACCGGAAAAUGGCUACGUAUCGCCCACGAAAUUCGCCUAUGAUCCAGGAGAUGAAUUGAACAUCGUUUGCAAUGAAGGAUUCGUAACGAACUCGAAUAGCAGUUUAUUGUGCAUGCAAGAUGGAAAAUGGUCGUCGGAAUUGCCCUCUUGCACUAAUGAGACGUCAACGACAUAUACAUAGUUUAAUAAAGUUUUUCAUACAUAUCAAACAAAAUUAGUAACCAUUCGAAAAUUUUAGACCAAGUCCAAAUAUUAUCGACAAUAUUAUGACUAGUUACUGAUACGAGCAUCAAAAUAAUUUCAUUGCAACGCAUAGAUUAGAAUGUAUUUUCAAGUUUCAACUCAUAAUAGGACUUAGAUAAAUUGUUGAUGCAUUUUUUUAACUAUUUUUAUGUCCUUAUUAAAUCUAUUAUUAGCAUAGAAAUUAUCGUAAUGUAAUUUAUAAAUUAAUUAGUGUUUUACAGUAAAGUGAGAAUUAAUGAUUUUUAAAUUUAUAUUUCAAUUAAUAAAAUGUAUUAUAUGUGCUCAAUAUAUUAACUUUACGUUUAUUACAACAAUAUUUUAUCAUUUACUGGAUUUAUUUGAUGUUAUUUACAAUUUUAAUGGUAUUUGAAACUGCAAGUUUUUAAAAAGGUAUACAAAAUAUUCGACAUUGUUAUUGUUAAAAAUACCAUAUUAUAUUUAUAUAAGGGUUUCUAAUCGAUAGUCAAUAAAUAUUAUAAUUUACAUUUUAUGUAUGUUUUCUGUCACAUAUAAACCAACUGCAUAGAUAUUGGUAAAUAAGAUAAAAAAAAUAAAAUGAUUAACAAUUUUACAAUGUAAAAACAAAACAUUACAUUCAUUUUCAAUAACAAAGUUGUAGAUACGUCUUUACACGAAUACACGUUUUAAAUUUUACUCAUUCCUUUCAGAAAAACCUUUAUAACACACAUACUUUUAAAUAUCGUAAAUAUUGUAUUUUUGUUAAAUACUAAGAUACAUAAAACAACACAUCUUUAUUGCAAUAAGCUAAAUAGAAAAGAUGAUCCGUAAUAGUACAAGAGUAACGUACACAGCGAAUAACUUACAAUAAAUGAUUAUACAUUUAAUUCAACCUUGCAAGAUCAAUUUAUUGUGUAUUUUUUUUUAAUUUGCAUGAAUACAUCAAUCUAUACAAAAUGAUUCUUGACCUAAAAUAAACGACAUCGGUAAAAAUUCACAGCAUACACAAUGAUUAAAAAAUAGAUUUCUACAAAAAAAAACAUAUUCACAACAGGAUGUAAAUUUUUUACAACUCUUUGGAAACUAUACUAACGUUUACCACUAAGUCUAACAAAUUCUUUAAAAGCUUCUUGAAUUUCUUCGUCCAUUUCCGGCUCGGGAUCACACAAUUCGUCUGGAUCAAAGUCCUCACUGGAAAU